Messenger RNA from Astyanax mexicanus (Mexican tetra), 4089 nucleotides. It is a transcript of the gene nxpe3, whose product is annotated as neurexophilin and PC-esterase domain family, member 3. The record is from RefSeq and is a predicted model, not a curated record. Bases 386 to 2164 code for a protein of 592 amino acids. The transcript is spliced from 6 exons. Lineage: Eukaryota; Metazoa; Chordata; Actinopteri; Characiformes; Acestrorhamphidae.
AAAGGAAAAAAAAUCACAAGUAUAAAAUAAAUAAUACCCAGAAAUACAGAAAAAUACUCAAAAGGAUAACAAAGAUAAUUAGAGAAGGAUUUUAUGUGGAAUGAAAUAAUAAAAUAUUAUUUAUAUUCUCAUCCGCUACAAUUAGAUAUGGCUGCAGUCUGUGUUUGGAGUGGGUUCAGGUGUCUGUGUGUGGAAGAAGCGGAGUGGAGAUGUUUCCUGCAGCAGGACGCUGUCUGAUCACCAGCGGAGGGGUUUAAUCACCAUUAUUCCUAACACUGAACACAACAGCAGCAGCAGGACAACACGAUCAACCAGACAUGAGACCAACCCGCACUAGCUCUCCUCACAGAAACCCCGCUGCUGCUGAAGGUGGUAAAUCCUCUCUAUGAUCUUUCCUAAUGGCUUGGCAUUGUGUGUUGUGAUGGUGUUCUGCUGUGCUGUAAAAUGGCACAGAGACCCAGCCAUGGAGGGACACAUGCCCAGAUUUGCCCCCAUCUUCAUUCUCUUGGCACUGUCAGGAUUUAUACUGCUCAUAUGCAACAUCACAUCACUGGAGAAGUGGAACUGUCAGGCAAUGUCCACCUUCUACCAGAUCCAAAGCAGUAUCCACUCCGCCUUUAAAACCCCUGAGACUCUGCUGCCAGUGGAUCUGAACCACACAUACUGCGCUGGCCUGGGCCGGGAGCCCACAGCCGAGGAGGCCAGAGAAAUGCUCUAUCUCCUCAAUUCCAUUUCCUGGCCUGGACCUCUAGUUCCAGGGCUGCCACUUAGGCUCAGCAGUGACCCUGCCCAAAGCUACUUUGUGAUCCGGGGCCCAGCGGAGCAGCAGGUUGGUGGUCAGCUGGUGGUAGACGUCCUCAUGCUGAACUUCAUGGGGCAGCCCAAGAACCACGGCGGAGACUUCCUGGUGGCUCGUCUGCAUUCUCCAGAGCUGGGAGCAGGCGUGGCGGGCCGAGUGCACGACCAUCGGAACGGCAACUACACGGUGCUCUUCCCACUGCUGUGGGUCGGAGUGGUGCAGGUGGAGCUGACCAUGGUGCAUCCCAGCGAGGCGGUGGUAGUGCUGAAGCGACUGAGGGAGGAGCAGCCAGACCGGGUCUAUUUCAAGAGUCUUUUCCGCUCUGGCUUCCUCUCCGAGACCACUGUGUGCAACCUGUGCCUGCCCCACAAAGAGCAACCCCUCUGUAACUACUCCGACCCGCAAACGGGAGAGCCCUGGUUCUGCUACAAGCCCAAAAUGCUAAGUUGCGACACCCGAAUCAAUCAUUCAAAAGGUGGCUAUAAGAAAAACCUCCUCACAAAAUAUGAGACACAGUUCUUCCAGAGUGGUGUAAAUAUCAAAGUCCCCAUACAUUCCUCAGGGAUGGACAAUGUGACUGUAUUGCCUGCAAGGAAAGGACCACCCAAAAUUAGAAGCAAUAAAUUCGCCCCUGCUGGAUACUACUACCAGGAUACCUGGAGGCCUUUGAGUGGGGUAGUUAUGCGGCAGUUUAAUGACUCCUCAGCCAUAACUCAGUGUCUUAAAGGGAAGAUUAUCUACAUGUUUGGAGACUCCACUGUGCGGCAGUGGUUUGAGUACCUUAAUGCCUUUGUUCCAGAACUGAAGGAGUUCAAUCUUCACAGUCCUAAGAAUGUGGGGCCGUACAUGGCUGUGGACACUGGACACAACAUACUACUGAGCUACCGCUGCCACGGUCCCCCCAUCCGCUUCACCUCCGUGUCCUCCUCCGAGAUGCAGUAUGUAGCUAACGAGCUGGACCGGAUACGGGGCGGCUCGGACACAGUGGUGCUUGUGGGCGUCUGGUCUCACUUCAGCACCUUCCCUGUGGAGGUGUACAUCCGACGACUGCGGCACAUCCGCAGAGCCGUGGUGAGGCUCCUGAACCGCGAGCCGGCCACUCUGGUGAUCAUCCGCACAGCUAACCUCCAGAAGCUGGAUCCAGAGUCCAGCCUGUUCAACAGCGACUGGUUCUCGCAGCAGCAGGACGCAGUGCUGCGCACCAUGUUCCGAGGAAUUAACGUCCGAAUGUUGGAUGCCUGGGAAAUGACCCUUGCCCACCACCACCCACAUCUGCUGCACCCACCCCUUACCAUCAUCAAAAACAUGGUGGACCUAAUCCUGUCCCACAUCUGUCCAGUCAGGAAAAAAAAGAAAAGGAGCUAGCAGAAGACUGAUAUGUGAAGACUGGAAAGGGAACAAUAUGAUUAACAAUAUGAUUAAUAUUAUUGUGCUUCAUUCGAUGCUGAUUGUUUUUUUUUUUAUUCUGAAACAAACAAAAAAAUUUACGUGAAUGCUUAAAUUUUCUUUUUUUCUUAAGUUAAUUUGGAAAGUAAAUGCUCUUCACAUAAAAAGGGAAUUAAAUAACUUAGAGAGCAGAGUUAAAGCAACUACUGUUUGCCAUCAAAUGAUAAAUGCCAGUGAAAACACUCUGUCUUGGUUUAAGUAACCUUCCAAAAUGUUUUGAUAGGUUUUUAUUAAAGACAAAAAAAAGACUAUUCAAAUAAAUCACUGAAAGCCUAAACUUGCCAUGACUUCCAUGAUGAGUGCGUAUAAACUUCUGACCACAACUGCAUCAUGAUAAUACUAAAACUAAUACUAAAAAAGGAGAAGUCAUCAUUUUUUUUUCUUUGCUUGCCUUUCGUAAUCCUGUGCAACAGUAAAAUGGGCUGGGAAACAAAGAAAUAUAUGAUGGUGUGCACUGUGGGUACAUACACCAUUUCACAAUCAAAUGUAUUCACUCAGUUUCGAAAAAGGGAAUCAGAGGAGAUGUAAUGGAUAGCCAGCUUGCUAUAUAUUUUUAUUGCGCUUUUAUUAAAACCACGUUUUUGACUACUAAGCAAAGGUUUAGCAGCAACGUGUUAAAAACAUGCAAAUCAGUUCAUUUAAAAUCUUUAUUUUGUGGCAUUAGUUCACUGGUUAACUGGAUGUUUCUGAUUGCAGCUAAGCACUUUUAAGUUUUUGACAGGCUGUGAAUUAUACAACCAUUGCAGUAAAAAGUACAGAAGCAAGAACUGGAACAAUGUACAUUUUGUUUGUUUAACUUUAUAUUAUGCAAAUACUGAAACGUUGUGUGUUAGUGGCAUUCGGGCUUCCACCUCAUAUUCUGUCCUCAUUAUUUCAGCGUGUACUGUCUGUGUGGGGGGAAACAUCAUUUCCUUGCUCAUUUAAUUCCGUCUAUGAUAAUUUAAUUUUCACCGCCUAUAAAUGUAUUUCCGUCCAUUACAAUGGCUUUGAUGUUAAUCUAAACAUCCAUUAGAGGGCAGUUCAGAGUCAAUUUUUUUUGAAAAAACAAGCACACAGGGUGUAUGGUGGAGGAAAUUUAUGAUAAUGUAAUUAUUAUACAUUUGAAGUAUAAACUCUUCAAAAAGUUAAACUGGAAAUUCUUUCCUGCCAAAGUUUCUUCUUUAUCGUUUCCGUAUGGCACUUAUCAUGUGUUGCUUGAAUUAUUUGUUACACUGCUUUCAGAAAACAUGCACAAUGAAUAAAGUACUGCAGUAUUCUUAACCAUAUUUAACAUUAAGCAUAAAUAAGCUUUAACUUUCAUUUUCUUGCAGCUCUAAUAGUCUCUAUGACUAGUCAUUUAAUGUCAGCAGGUUAUCGUGUUACAUAUACAUGUUUCAAGUGUACUGUUCAGUAUUACCAAUGAAAAUACAUAACCAUAACAUAACAUAAUUCUAUACUGAUGUAGCAUUUGUUGAAAAACGAAGGUCACAAUAAAAUAUUGUUCUGUCUACUGAAAUUUGUAGAAUGGGGAUUAUAACUGUUGCGGAAGCUGAGAAGCAGAAGAAGCUGAGAUCACUGAAAUGAUGGGAAGGUGUGAUUCCUAUAAAGAUUAUGCAAAUGGAUAAUUUACUUAAAUAAAAAGUAUUAUGUGUAUCAUACCUGUGCUUACAUUUAACCUACCAAAUGAUGUGCAGUGGCCCAGGGAAACUGUGAAAUGCUACAUGUCAUUUACUGUACUAAGCCAAAUUACCUCCAGCUUAAAGCUACAUGCCAUGUUUAUUUUGAUUUUAUCAUGUAUUUAAUACUGACACUGAUGAGCUAAUGUUGCACAAAAUGAUAAAACUCUGUUAUGUUCCUUUACCAAA